Rhipicephalus microplus (southern cattle tick) is the source of this 2137-nucleotide messenger RNA. RefSeq lists its product as uncharacterized. Gene Ontology annotation, molecular function: RNA polymerase II cis-regulatory region sequence-specific DNA binding; DNA-binding transcription factor activity, RNA polymerase II-specific. The record is from RefSeq and is a predicted model, not a curated record. Gene Ontology annotation, biological process: DNA-templated transcription; regulation of transcription by RNA polymerase II. Lineage: Eukaryota; Metazoa; Arthropoda; Arachnida; Ixodida; Ixodidae.
CGCUCGUUGGUGUCCACAGCGCGUCAAGCCAGCGGUCGCUUCGUGCCGCAACAAGUGCGCCUAAGUGACGGAUUGCUCGCGCUUGGCGCUCAACCCCUUCGGCACAAAACGGAUUCGGAACUACUGCAGCCCAUCCCAGCUGGCUACCAAAACUCUACAAUGCUCAGUACGUGGUCCGUGACUGGGAUGGCUAAGAACCACCACUGCAUCAGUGUAGUCUAUAGGGAUACUACGCAGGCGGACUACGACGCCUCGGGCGAUGCCGUCAACCGCUCAUCAUCCAGGCAUGCCAGCUCAAGCAGCAAUCAUCUUGACACAGGUGAUGCCUCAUUUUUCUUCGAUGACCUAGCAAAGCCAUAUGUGGAGAGCAGCAACCUCAAGGAGUCUGCUCAGCCACCCUUUGUGCCACUGGAUGACUCGUUUCUUUUCGAUCUUUCUCACUUCGAAACCUUGCCGACAGACCUGAAUUCCCCGACGCGGAUGUACAACGGUCUGGCUCAGGACAAAGUGCUCACAUCCCUUGACAAGCCCGCCACAGAGACAGCUCUUCCGGGCCAAGCGUUCUCCCCAGCCACAAUGGACAUGUGGGAGCAGAACGAGACCUUCCAAGACCUGGAGAAACUGAUUCAAGAGGGAAAGGGCCCAACAGUUCUGCCACCUGUAUCAAGCCAGUCCUGCUACAUCCUGCCAUCAUCACUCCCAAGCCACCAAAUUUCAAGCACCAGCAGUGGCACCACAGUGCUCGCUUCUCCAUCGAGAAGCUGCAGCAGCAGUCCCAGUACUACAAGCCAGACGACAUGGCAGCCUCAGUCGCCACCGUCAUCGAGUGCUACCACCACCACCACUCCAGUGUCCGUAAAGCGACCUCUCAGUCCCGUCUGCGAGCCAGGCCCUUCUCACGCAAGUGGGCGCUGUUCCCCUAAACUGCAGAAGGUCGAGGAGCCACCGCGGUACUCAGACAUGAGGGUCAAGAACAACAUGGCAUCCCGGCGAUCACGGAUGACUCGCAAGGAGAAAGAGCUUGAGAUGGAGAAGCGGGCAUCGGAGCUUGAGCAAGAGAAUGAGCUCCUGAGGAUCAAGGUCAAGAAUCUGGAAGAGCUGACGGACAGGCUCAAAAAGCACCUUAUCAGUUCUAUCGUCAAGAAAUGAGUGCUGGGUACUCGUUCCUUAACUUCAUAUCACACUUGUCACUGGACAAGUCCCAGUGUGUUUUGUUUGUCAGUGGCAGAUGUGUUUUUUUUUUUCCUCUGCCAUUAUCUUAAGCUCAUGCCAUCCCUGCCAUCAUUCCCAUCUCUGCCCACUCCUUAAAAUGUUGCACUGGGCAAUACCGACAUGGUAGUGCACUAGGGGGUAAGGUGUCCGGUUUAAUCAAGCUUUUUGCAUAUUUAAGUGUCUCGCAAAUUUCGAUGUUUGUUAAUACCCGGUUGUGGAAGCCACAUUUCUGUGGGAGACAGAACUUAACAAGCUAGUGUACUUAGAUGCAUUUUAAUUAAUUCUGUGAGAAUCCGGGAAGAAUCCUGAAGUUCCAGAAUAAAUGUGCCUUAAAAUCGUAUCAGCAGAAGGAGAGGAAUGCCUGGUGGACACAACCAUGCAAGACAAACAGGUUGUGACAUGUAGUACCCCAAAAAUAAAUUUUUUAAGAUCUGUGCCAACCACUGGCUCUUGGAUGUUAAGUUCAGUGGGACAGAUGGUUUGAUUAUUACAUUCUCUAGUGCCAAACGUUUGACAAUGUGCAUCUUGCAUGCCAUUGACAUGUCAUGUGACUGUUUAGCUCCGAAUCUUUAAAUGCAAUCAACCACCAAUUCUGUUCUCUAUAAAGAGAAAAAAGGUGCCAAUUGUGCCCACUGCUUUUGUGGUUCCGACUUCCUUCCCCCUCUCCUUCAGUAUUUAAAAGCUCAUGAAGUGCAGCUUUCUGCAUUCGUCAUCUAUUCCCAGUGAGCACGGUUUGUACAUAUGUCAUUGCCAAAGUUUGAGUUGAGUGUGUGUCUGCGUGUGUGUAUAGUACAGACUGCUGGGCAGCUGUGAGUGAUAUAAAAAAAGUGCCUUGAUUUUGCUGCACGAGUGCAAUAUUGCAGGUGUGUUCCAAGGCAUGUUCUAUUUGUACAUAAAUGUACAAUAAAAAAGAAAUCAUGGAAAA